This is a messenger RNA of Trematomus bernacchii (emerald rockcod), 2284 nucleotides long. Its product is annotated as carbonic anhydrase 1. Gene Ontology annotation, cellular component: cytoplasm. The transcript has 7 exons. The coding region runs from base 199 to 981 and encodes 260 amino acids. Gene Ontology annotation, molecular function: carbonate dehydratase activity; zinc ion binding. The record is from RefSeq and is a predicted model, not a curated record. Lineage: Eukaryota; Metazoa; Chordata; Actinopteri; Perciformes; Nototheniidae. Gene Ontology annotation, biological process: carbon dioxide transport.
ACAGUGUUGCGGCGUUGCGGCGCAUCUAAACUCCUCCCGGUCAUUGCGCGGGCAUCAUGUGGCUAACACCAGCCCGACACUCACCGCUCACAGGGGACCCUAUAUAAGCCGUGCAGCUGUCAGGUGGAGGACACUGGCUGCUCUGUGCUCAGGGACAACUUGCUUUAGGGAAUAACACAGCUCAUCCAAACUCUAACAAUGGCUCAUGCAUGGGGAUACGCUGCGAACAACGGACCCGACAAAUGGGUUUCAAACUUCCCUAUUGCCGAUGGACCCCGUCAGUCUCCCAUUGACAUCCUACCUGGUGGAGCAUCAUACGACUCCGGGCUGAAGCCCCUCCGCCUGAAGUACGACCCCUCCAACUGCCUUGAAAUCCUCAACAACGGACAUUCCUUCCAAGUGACCUUCGCAGAUGACAGCGAUAGCUCAACUCUGAAAGAAGGACCCAUCUCAGGGGUGUACAGGCUCAAGCAGUUUCAUUUCCACUGGGGAGCGUCUGAUGACAAAGGCUCUGAACAUACCGUGGCUGGGACCAAGUAUCCUGCUGAGCUCCAUUUGGUGCACUGGAAUACCAAAUACCCAAGCUUUGGUGAGGCUGCAAGCAAGCCUGAUGGGCUCGCUGUUGUUGGAGUAUUCCUGAAGAUCGGUGAUGCAAAUGCCAGUCUCCAGAAGGUUCUCGACGCCUUCAAUGACAUCAGGGCCAAAGGCAAGCAGACCUCUUUCGCUGGCUUCGACCCUUCUACCUUGCUGCCUGGUUGCCUUGACUACUGGACAUAUGACGGCUCCCUGACCACACCACCCCUGCUGGAGAGCGUUACCUGGAUUGUCUGCAAAGAGCCAAUCAGUGUCAGCUGUGAGCAGAUGGCCAAAUUCCGCAGCCUGCUCUUCUCUGCUGAGGGUGAGCCCGAGUGCUGCAUGGUGGACAACUACCGCCCUCCCCAGCCGCUCAAGGGUCGCCCUGUCCGCGCUUCCUUCCAGUAAUACCCCUUCCCCCCCCUUUUUACCCUUUCUGCCCUGUUGCUCUCUCCCUUCCCCCUCCCUUUAGUCAGAGUUGCCUCUUUUGCAGUGCGCCACAAAGCACACAUGUCUCUCUGCGUCCAAUUUUUUAAAAGAAAUGAAAUUCCUGUGGCCCAUUGCUUUUUCACGUUGGGCGCUCUAGCUGUGAGAUGAAGCACUUGCCAAAUUUGGAUCUCUGUUUUUUAAUGUAUGUAAUGAGCCAGCACAGAUUCCCGGUCAUAAUUUAAAAACAAACAAAGCAAGGAUAAAUAUGAAUUUGAGUUUAAUAAUCUAAAUAGUGCUUUCGAGCCAGCAUGGAGUAGACAGCACAUGAUAGGGGGGAGGGAUACAUCUACAUCACCAUCUGUGAGGAGGGUAAGGUGCAGAUCAAAGACGCAGACACAUACACUCCUGCUGCCAGUCUGUCAGUAAUCUCUGACCGACUGCCAGCCUCUGCAUCCCUGCAGCUUAAUGAAAAGCUGCAGCCGCCUCCAUCACAACCGAUUGAAUCAGAAAAUCCCCCCCUGGCACACACAAACACACAACGUGGCACGCACGGUCUCAUCCAGACAUGAUGCCUAUAGGCACUGACCUGCUUAUUGAUUUGAACAUAGUGUAAAGCAACAAAGGACACGAGGACAGUCUGUUGCUAAGUGCUAGUUACAGAACAUCAUAGCAAUUGUUCAGGUUUUACAGCCUAAUCUACAAAUCUGUCUUGUGUUUGCCAUCCCGUGUUGUGCUGUUAUUAUUAUUGUGGAUUAUGUAUUUUUCAUUAAGCCUAACAGCUUAUGCAAAAUAAGUCUUAACUUAGUCCUAAAUUGUGUUUUUGUAACCAAAAGCCCAUCUGUGUUGUUGAUGCCCAGAUAGUAUAGCAAUACAGAGGAUUGUUUCUGUUUUACAAAAUUAAAUGUAAUGUGUGAAUUCUUUUCAUGUGUUUUUUUUAAACCCCAAUGUGUCAAGUGCUAAUGCUUAAAACGCACAGUUGCCCUUGUGGGCGAAGCCAUAGUGGCCAAUGCACAAAGCCAAGGAAUAAAUUACCCUGCCAAGGAAGACAAGGAAGAAAAGAACCUGCCAACAGAUCAGAUUAUAGUGUCAGCCUGGUGUCAGGCCCUGUAUUGGAGAAUAAUUAACAAAAGACCAUGACAGGUCCUGAAGACGUCUGGUCCUAUACCCCGGUAUGCAUUUCUGAAACUAUAAAGAAGUUUGAUGAAAAUGAUGUGAAAUAAAGAUUGUAAUUAACAUAAAAAAUAAAUGCGCCUUAUGCCAAAUCAAUGUUAGGGCCAUCCCA